This is a messenger RNA of Armigeres subalbatus, 1937 nucleotides long. Its product is annotated as serine/threonine-protein phosphatase 2A regulatory subunit B'' subunit gamma-like. The transcript has 2 exons. Lineage: Eukaryota; Metazoa; Arthropoda; Insecta; Diptera; Culicidae. The record is from RefSeq and is a predicted model, not a curated record. The coding region runs from base 13 to 1497 and encodes 494 amino acids. Gene Ontology annotation, biological process: microtubule cytoskeleton organization; B cell homeostasis; positive regulation of B cell differentiation. Gene Ontology annotation, cellular component: centrosome; spindle.
UUAUCAACGAUAAUGCUGUUUUUGUUCAGUGUUUUGUUUAAAAACAAAGUCAACAUCUUGGUCGCAACAUUCAGCAUUCCAAAAAUUAUUCAAAUGAUUUCAAAUAUGUUAAGUUUUCGUGAAAGAUUACUAAAAAAUUUAGAAAAAGUCGAAGAUAGUAAUAUUCGCCAACUGAAUCCAGACAAAACGGAUGACGAAAUUGAGGAUGUUCUUUUUCAACGAUAUCAAAAUGAAAUCAACUCUAUUGGGAAGCUCAAGCGGUCGAUUGAAAAAUCCCACCAAUCUGCGUCCUAUCGUUUUAUUCCGCAGUUCCAUUUCGAGCUUCCUAGGAACACUGAUGGGCUGGCUCAAAAGCUUCGAGAGGAAGCCAGAACGCUGUUCCUCCAGAAGCGCAGCAAAGAAUUGUUGGACAACAACGAGUUGAAAAUGCUUUGGAGUCUUCUGGAGAAGCACCAUUCUCCGCCACUGAUGGGCGAAGAGCAAUACAUUAACUAUGAGAACUACUGUAAGGUGGCCACAAUAGCUGGCGAAAAGUUUAAGCGCUAUUUGACUGCUUCAACGUUUGCUCGGUUGUUAGUUUCCAGCAGCUAUCCAGGAAAGAUCAGUGUCAUGUCCUUGUUCAACUAUGCCAUGCGAAAGGUUUGGCUGCAGCAAACGAGAAUUGGACUAUCCCUGUACGAUUACACUGGACAAGGCUACUUGCACGAAUCGGAUUUGGAAUCGUACAUUUUGGAACUGAUACCGACCUUUCCCCAGUUGGAAGGACUUGAGAAGUCGUUCCAUAGUUUCUACGUCUGCACAACUGUUAGGAAAUUUUUCUUUUUCCUUGAUCCGCUGAGAACGGGGCGGAUCCGGAUACGAGAUAUAUUGACGUGCAGUUUUCUUGACGAUUUGUUGGAACUGCGGGAUGAAGAAAUUCCCAAGGAUGCCCAAGAGAUGAAUUGGUUUUCAGCGCCAUCGGCCUUGAGCGUCUACGGGCACUACUUGAACUUGGACAAGGAUCAUAAUGGAAUGCUCAGCAAAAAGGAACUGAUUGGUUAUGGAUCUGGAACGCUUACACCUAUCUUCCUAGAUCGAGUGUUUGCCGAAUGUUUAACAUACGAUGGCGAGAUGGACUAUAAAACAUAUUUGGAUUUUGUUUUGGCCCUGGAGAAUCGUUCCGAACCGCAAAGUUUGCAUUAUCUUUUCCGCAUCCUGGACGUCGAGCACAAAGGCUAUUUGACUGCAUUUACUUUGAACUAUUUUUUCAAAGGGAUUCAAGAUGAAAUUUCCGCACAUCGAGCGGAACCGGUCAACUUUGCCGACGUGAAGGACGAAAUUUUCGACAUGGUCAAACCAGCCGACCCCUCUAGAAUCACCCUGAAAGAUCUGAUCAACAGUGGCCAUGGGGAAACGGUCGUAUCGAUACUGAUCGAGUUCCACAAGUUUUGGGCCUACGAGAAUCGCGAAGUGAUGGUCACCGACACCCAAACGAGCGAGGAAACUCACAACUUAUGAUAUCAGGAGGUACUCCCGCAUGCAGCGAAUGAGUUUGACGAUGAAAUCGUGACAUCUUUUUGAAUCUCCAUGUUUAAAAUUUUGUAAAAUGUUGAAAAAGUGCCUUUAAAAACAUUUUGCUAUGUUCAAUAUUUUAAACUGAGAAAGUUCGUGUAUCAAUCCGUAACAAAUUCUAUUCCUAAACCGGAAAAUUGUAAUCAUGAGCAGUAUGAACUAGGUAAAAGCGAUAAUUGGAAAUCAACCAGGAAUAAGAUCUUCAAAGUCGGCCAUUUACACCGCUCGGGGUGUAAUAAACCUUUUGACCGAAUAAUGAAUAAAUCGCUUAAUGCCAAUGGUCAAACAGUGUAUCGUGCACGUGUGCAACUAAAACUUUGUCUCAAUUGUAUAUUGGAAAUUGCCGAUUAAAAGUGUUUUACGAAAGCGCGAAACAUAGUAACAAA